Molecule: messenger RNA, 992 nt
Organism: Salarias fasciatus (jewelled blenny)
Lineage: Eukaryota; Metazoa; Chordata; Actinopteri; Blenniiformes; Blenniidae
Product: carbonyl reductase [NADPH] 1-like
Exons: 7
Coding region: 63-890 (275 amino acids)
Molecular function (GO): carbonyl reductase (NADPH) activity
Source: RefSeq, a predicted model, not a curated record
CUGGUCUCCUUCACUCCUCUCUGAUCGAGCACAGCGGCGGAAGUUCACCUCCAGCUCUCGACAUGUCUUCCAGGGUUGCAGUGGUAACAGGCGGCAACAAGGGUGUUGGCUUGGCCAUCGUUCAAGCACUCUGCAAACAAUUCCAGGGAGACGUCUACCUCACUGCCCGAGAUGUAGGUCGUGGUCAGGCAGCCGUGGAGUCUCUGAGCUCACAGGGCCUAAAUGCAAAGUUUCGCCAGCUCGACAUCGACAACUUGAACAGCAUCACCGCCGCCGCUGCUUUCUUCAAGGAGAACUAUGGAGGAGUGGACGUCCUCGUCAAUAAUGCUGCUAUAUUGCUGAAAGCUGGUGAUCCGAAUCCCUACAGCGUCCAGCUAGAUGUGACUUUCAAGACAAACUUCUACGCCACCAGAGACAUGUUGACUCACUUCAUGCCGCUCGUCAAAGCUGGAGGUCGUGUGGUGAAUGUCUCCAGUGGUCUCAGCAUUACUGGUUUGAAGCAGUGCGAGCCGGCUCUGCAGCAGCGUUUCCGCAGCGAGGACAUCACCGAGGACGAGCUGGUGGGCCUGAUGCAGCAGUUUGUGGACAACGCCAAGAAGGGACAGCCAAAGGAAGAAGAUACUCCUCUGAAGGCGUACAACUUGUCCAAAACUGGAGUGACGGUCCUGUCCAUGAUCUUGGCUCGUCGCUUGUCCAAGGAGCGACCGAAUGACGGGAUCUUGCUCAAUGCCUGCUGUCCAGGAUGGGUACGCACAGACAUGACCGGACCAGAAGCCACCAAGUCGCCAGAAGAAGGCGCCAUCACUCCGGUUUAUCUGGCCCUGCUCCCUCCCGGAGCCACAGAGCCUCAUGGGAAGCUUGUAUCUGACAAAGCAGUUCGAGAGUGGUAAAAAAAAAAAAAAAAAUACAUGUUGAAGACACCUAUGAAUGAUUACAAUCAUUGAUUAUAAAACAUAAAACAUUUCACUGCUAAUAGUCACACAUGUUUUUGU